Molecule: messenger RNA, 860 nt
Organism: Dromiciops gliroides (monito del monte)
Lineage: Eukaryota; Metazoa; Chordata; Mammalia; Microbiotheria; Microbiotheriidae
Product: calcium-binding protein 1-like
Exons: 2
Coding region: 221-592 (123 amino acids)
Source: RefSeq, a predicted model, not a curated record
GAGAGAGGAUUUUGAGAAGAGAAGGGAGAAGGAGCAGGCGCAGGAGACUACCUAAGUGAGCCCCUGUGGGAAGAGGCUUGGCCAAGUCGGAGCAGGAGGCUGGGAGGGCUGGCUGUGACCACUUGGUCCCCCGCCACCCCAAAGAAUCUCCUUCAUGGAUUCUGGUACCUCUAGCAGUCCCUUGUGAUCAAGUGUCCUGGGGAGGCAGUCUCAGCAUAUUAUGGGCAACUGUGUGAAGUCUCCACUGAGAAACCUCUCCAGAAAGAUCCAUCAGGAGGAGAAGACAUGCUAUACAGCCGUUCAGACGAGUGAGGAAGGGCUGGUGGCUGCCGAGUUCCCUGGGCCUCUUAUGAUGCUAGCUCAGAAUUGUGCGGUCAUGCACAACCUGCUGGGCCCUGCUUGUAUCUUCCUGCGCAAGGGUUUCGCCGAAAACAGGCAGCCUGUACGUAAGUUAUCCUGGUGGUGGGGCGAGGUCACGCCUGGCCAACACCCAGGGCUCCAGAGGAAAAAGGGGGGAGCCCUAAGCCCCACAGGCACACACCAGCUCCAUACACACAGCUGUGCCUCAAAUCCAUUUGGCAAAGUUACCUAGCCACCUCACCCCCUUCCAUCCUCAUGGUACACCUGAAUCACGCCCUCCUACAUAGCUGCACAGACUGCUGGGCAAUGGAGACCCUUGUUCAGUGCACAACUCCCUGGCAAAGACAUUUGACCGCAGGUCUCCAGUGUGUAUUUGGGUAAAGGAGAAAUGACUCUCCAAUAUUUACUGGCUGGGUGAAUUUUGGCAAGACUAUCCAUCCAUCCAUCCAUCCAUCCAUCCAUCCAUCCAUCCAUCCAUCCAUCCAUCCAUCCAUCCAUUU